Molecule: messenger RNA, 8679 nt
Organism: Dunckerocampus dactyliophorus (ringed pipefish)
Lineage: Eukaryota; Metazoa; Chordata; Actinopteri; Syngnathiformes; Syngnathidae
Gene: plekha6
Product: pleckstrin homology domain containing, family A member 6
Exons: 27
Coding region: 606-4241 (1211 amino acids)
Source: RefSeq, a predicted model, not a curated record
ACACAUCCGUUGUGAUUCUUAUUUUUAAUAACCAUUUUGCACUGUAAUGCCAAAAGGAUGUUUCUUUUAGUGUGGGUUCAUCCAGAUGGUCAGGUUCAACCUCCACAUGAAUGAGACAAGCAAUACAAUCCAGCACCGAAAGACUGCCCAAGGAUAACGCUGAACACAUGAUUUCUAAAAUACUGCCAACGAGCGAGAGCAAGAGCGAGAGCGAGAGAGAGAGAGAGAGAGAAAGAGAGACGGAGAGAGAGAAGGCAAAUGACAUUAGGGCAGACAGAGAGGCUAUAAUAGACAUACAGCAUGUAUCAGCUAUGAGAGCAUUGAAUAAGCUGAGUGUUGCAUUUCUUUGCCAGAAGGCAGGUGUGUGUGUGUGUGUGUGUGUGUGUGUGUGUGACAGAAAGAGGGAGGGUGCUAGAGAGAGAAGGGUGAGGGUGAGACAGGUGAGGAAACAAGCAGCUGGAAGGGAGAGGCAUGUGGUCUGAAGGAGAAAGAGGAGGACGUGAAUACGUGACUCCUUCCAGUAGUUCCUUCUCGUCCUUCCUGUCUUCCUGCCGUCCAUCUGUUGGUCCUCCUGCACUGUCCGUACAUGACUGAUCCAAGGGAGGAUGUUGAAGUUCCGUGUGGACCGAAGAGUCGGUCAUCAUGACACCAGUAGACCAGCUGGACCAGCAAUGAGUGCAAUCCAGCUGCAAGAGACUGCACUAAUACACAGCAAGCAACAGAGCUGUGAUUUGGAUAUGAAUACUGCUGCGAAGAAGAUCAACCACACUAAAAGUCCCAACAUGGUUUCAGAGCUGCCUCAAGAAGUCCAGCCUUGUGCCCGAGCAUCCAGAACAGCCAGAAAGGCAGCUACGUUUGGCAAGCGCUCCAACUCCAUGCGCAGGAAUCCCAAAGCAGAGGUCACCAAAGCGGGUUGGCUGUACAAGCAGGCCAGCAGCGGAGUGAAGCAGUGGAACAAGCGGUGGUUUGUCCUCUCUGACAGAUGUCUCUUCUACUAUAAAGAUGAGAAGGAGGACACUGUGCUAGGGAGUUUGCCUCUGCUCAGUUUCCGGAUUGGAGGAGUGCAGCCUUCGGAUAACAUCACCCGCAAGUUUACCUUUAAGGUGUGGUUGGAGGAGGAAGAGGAGCAGGAGGAGAACGGGGAGUUCAAAACUCCUGCUGUGUUUUGCAUGCAGGCGGAGCACGCCGGAACCAGAACGUACUACUUCAGCACAGACAGCCAUGAAGAACAGAAGGAGUGGAUCCGAGCCAUGAACGAGUCGGCAGAGGUCAACGUCAGUCCAGCGCAGAGAACAAAUGCAGACACCGCAGAUGAACUCACCCAGACCAUGGUGACAAGAGACCCUGACCCAAAAACUGAACUGAAAUCCCAGAGGCAAUCCUCAAACACGAAUGACACUUUGGAACCCGCCCAACCAUCUAGUCCUUGCCCCGAUCGUGACACAGUGAAAAACAACAUGAGACAAAGAGAAGUUGGAGGCAAAACUGAAGAUGAAGGCGGAGGACCUGGCUCUGUCCUCCAUGCUGGUCCAACAAACCACCACCCAAACGGUUGGAGCAACCAUUGUCCUCCCGCAACCGUACCCCAAAACUGCAACAGCCAAACCCCUCAUUCCCAGGGUCACGUCAAUACGUGUGCGCCGCAAAGACCGGCAGAGGGGCGUGUCAAAACACCACAUGACGCAAGCGAGCAGCAGCAGAAUGUCGUGCUGAGGAGGGGUUUUGUUCCCAGGACUGCCCCAGAGAGGGUGGCCCAAAGGAAAAGCUCCAUGGCCCAGCUGCAGCAAUGGGUCAAUCAGCGGAGAGGCAUGGCGUCCCAGGAGGACAUCAACAGUCCGUCAUGUUACUACCCAGUGAGUCAAGGGGUGGACUACUACGGCUACCCGAGUGGCUCGCAGUAUUUGGAGGAAUACCCGCUGUACCCGCCAGGAGUGCGACCUGAUAGCAUCUGCUCGGUCUCCGCUGUGGGCGGGUAUGACCACCGCUGGGCUGUUGAGGAUAAGCGACGCUCGCUGAGGGAUGGGCCUCACCAGCUGUAUGAGCCGCCCACCCCUAGGGACUCUUGGGGCGCCCAGUACUACGGUGGAGUAGAAAAAUCUUUGCGACGGCUUUCCAUCCAGCCACGUUCCAGGUCUGUGCCGAGGUCACCAUCGCUGUCUUCUGGGGGGGCUUACUCACCUGUGUCACACAACUUUGCCUCACCGGCUCGAUCGCCGUCUGCCCGCUUGGACUGGUUUUCGGGAAGGAUGAGGGACGACAUGGUCUAUGCCGAUCCAUCGGUCUAUAACCUAAGGAGAUCACUCAGCUCGCCAAAGUAUGACUACCCAGGUGAUAGGAGGUCCAUAGGUCAUGGAUUAUACCACUACAACUACCCUGCAUCCCCUUCCAUCCACAGUAAAAUGGAUGACAUGUUAGACCAUCAACUUCAGCGCAACUUGGAUUAUUUAGACCAGCAGGUGCUGGAGGGAAGCCGGUUAAUUGGUUUGGUUACACGAAGGGUGGAGAGGUCCUCCUCUACAGCAAAGCUCUGUAUCCAAGUGCCCCCUUUCCACGACGUCUACAGACAGUUACAUCCGACGCUGAAGCUCAAUGAGAUUGAAACAAGCAAAAUCUUGGGUCGGCUGUGUGAGCAGAACAGAACUGUGAAAGACCAUGAAGCCGUGGUCCACAGACUGAGAAUGGACAAGGACAGCCUUGAGGAGGCGUUGGUGGCGACUCAUCAGGAGAUGGAGAAGUACCAUAACCAGCCUCUGGUCAUGGAAAAACUGCACAUGAAAAAGGAAUCCCUUCAAAACCAGCUAAUCAACAUCAGAGGGGAGCUUUCGCAGGCCUCCAGUACUUUAACGACCGCUCGUAUGGAGUUUGAAGCCCUCGAGGAUGAGGCCCACGCCAUUCACGGGGAUCUAUGGGAGCAACUUAAUGCAGGGGUGCAGAGUGAAUUGGUUCGAAGGCACAUCCAGAAAGAGUUCUGGAGAGUCCAGGAUGUAUUGGAGGGCCUGCAUAAGAGUCACUCAUCCAGAGGCACUGACACAGCCAAGCACAGAGUGGCCAGUGGUGCUACGGGUUCCUUUAGCACCAAUAGUCCAGCCAGUCCCCUCAGCUCAGUAAGCCUCACCAGUCCUCUCAGCCCCUACUCCCCAGUGCCCGGCUCCCAGGUGUCCCCCUCUAAACAGCUGGGCCCGGAGGAAAGCGUUCCCCCAAGGCCGCCUCUCCCUAAGUCCUAUUUCCCUUUGGAACCUUCCACCACCUUUCCUCCCUCCAUCCCCCCCUUGCCCUUUGACAGCACCACCUGGCUACGAAGCUUGGCCAUCGAUGAUGGGUACUUUGAUGGUGAAGAUUCUCACAUCAGAAAGACCAGGUUUGGAGAACAGAACAACAUCAGUGACGUGCUGGACCAAGGCCCUGAUAGGCAAUCCGCCAUGAAUAAAGUUGGGAUCGUCCCUCCAAGAACCAAGUCUCCUGCUGAAGACUCGCACAGGUUGUCUGCUGGACUUUCCAGGAAUCACGGCAGUGCCUCCAAUGGGAUUUGCAGGGUAGGUCAGCAAAAGGAGCGUCCCAAGAGUGCUGUGUUUCCAGUGGAAAUGAGGUCUAAGAUGAGUGUGGAGGAACAAAAUGAACGAAUCCGUCGCAACCAGAGCAGCUCUGUGCGGGAAAAGAGGCGGAGUCUGAAUCUUCCAGGCGGGCAGUCUCCAGCGAGCUACAGAGUUCGGCGGCGGCUAACAGCUCAUGAGAUUGACAUCAAGGAUUUAGAGGCAGCAGUCCGAGGCCCGGGACUGGAGUCACCUCGUGAGGAAAUUGCCCGUUUGAGACGGUUACAGGUGGAACCAGAACACUACGACCUAGACAUCAGCAAAGAGCUGAUGGCUCCUGACAAGGUUCUGAUCCCAGAGCGCUACCUGGACAUGGAAGAUGACACCCCUCUGAGCCCUGAGGAGCAAAAGGAAAAGCAGAAAAAACUGGAGCGGAUCAAGACCCUCAUUGCCAAAUCCAACCUGCAAAACCUGCUUCCUGUACUGGACGGCCCUGCAGAGGGUGGAGGAGCACCAGGCAAUUCCCAGCAGCAGCUGCAGGAGCAGGAGAAGCGCAUCGAGAUCUCAUGUGCUCUGGCUGCUGAGGCCUCACGUCGCAGCCGCCUUCUCUCAGCCCAGUGCGUCCCCAGCCCCCCCACCUCCCCAACCAGCCCGGCCCCACCCCCAUCCUCUGCUGACUCUCCCACCUCGGCCCACAACAUGAAUGCCUGAGUGGGACCAGCUCAGGCCUUGUCUGCUGUCAAGUUUGACGGAGCAUCUUUCUGAGGGUUUACUGGCUGAAAUGAAAAUGGAAGACCACCUGACACAAAGCAGUGACUUUUUUGACGGAGUUGAUCCACUAGACUACCACCCAUACUUCCUGCAGCCAUUGGUCAGUAGCCACGCGCCACGUUCCCCGCAGCAUCAAGAGAAGCAGAGCUUUUUAUCACAAUAUUUCAGUAUCAUUUAGCUCAGGACGUCAUCGUUCAUGUUUUGUACUCACAAUGAAAGAAGUUAUCAAGCUGAGGUUGGCUUCUUGAACGGCUCACAAUAAAAGCAGAGAAUGCACGAGGAACACGGGAGGUGCUCAUGGGCACUUUGGAGGUUUCACCCGUUUGUGUCACGGCGGCGCUUUCAGGCCAGUUGAAUUCAUGCUAGAGAUUGGGUAUUGAGCCAUGACGGCACAAUAAUAUGAAAGCUGACCCCCAUCCUAUCAAGUUCAUUCAUUCUUUUUGCCUUACACGCUUCUGAAAUAUCCACAGUCAUUUGAACAAAUCCAUGCUCAUUUCCUGGCUGUCAAAACGUUUGCAUUUCCAUCUUUGGGAUUGAUUUGACAAUGGAGUGGAAAAACCAAACACAAACCCAACUUAAACUUUGUCCUUAAUAAUCUGUAAUUAUUUCCCUUCGGUUACACAAUUAGCCAAACUAUAAGGAGGCAGAAGGACCGGAGCCUUCGACUUUUUCAUUUAAAAAGGUAAACACUAAAAGUCACAUGACUGACUGCCUGUGUUAUGAUACUAUAUGUAUUUAUUCAAAUCAAAUCUAUUGUAUAUACGUAUACCACUGCUCAAUAGAUAUAGCCAGUGAUUGUCUUCCACAUAUAUGCUGUAUGUGGACAUGUGUUCAAGAAUAGGAAGCUAUAUACAGGUAUGUGUUAAUAUAUGGAUAUAAUGAACUAGAAGUGACCUUAGAAGUGGAAGUCUUGCCUGUGAAGCUUGGAGGAAUAAAGCAUGGACUGGUAAAUUCUAGGAACAUUGUGACUUUGGUUUAAUCAUGCAGUGCCAUAUGUCUAAAAUCAGGAUGCUCCGAUCAGGGUUUUAUGCCGCCGAUUACGAUCACAUGCUUUUCCACGGAAAUCGGCCGAUAUUUGGGGUGUCAUGAGAUCUAGUGAUAUUAAAAGGUGACAAUAUUUCAGGAAAAAAAAUGUCUCAUGGGCACUAGGCCUGGUACGAUGAUAAAUUAAUUUCCGUAUUUUCCGUACUGUAAGUCGCUCUGGACUACAAGUCGCACCAGCCAAAAAUGCAAAGUGUCACAUUUUUGAGGGGCGAUUUAUUUUAUAAAAUCAGACACCAAGAACAGACAUUUCAUCUUGAAAGGAAAGUUAUAGCAAUCUGCAGAAUAUGAUUUUCUUUUCAGGGGGGGCAUUUGUGUUGUCUUUAUAAGUUCAUGUUUACAUUGUAAAUUUUCAGUGGUAUAUUAGUAGCAGAUACUGGCACACGAGCCUAGAGCGCCCUCUCAUGGCUGUCAGUGUGAAAAAAAACAUAUAUAUGUCGCUCCGGAGCAUAAGUCGCAGGACCGGCCCAACCAUGAAAAAGUGCGACUUAUCGUCCAGACAAUACGCCCUUUUGUCAGUCAUACAGUGUCUUUGGCGGGGCCACUAGCACACACACAGCGUGCAGAAGAGUGUAACGUAGUAGAAAUUAAAAUGAGCAGAUUGUAUUUUUUACAUCUUUUCAUUGUAAUUUUCAUAAAAGUAAUGUUAAAACCUUGUCCCGUCUCGUACACCCACACUCGUGUAUCGGCUCGUGAACUGACAGCCCUGGCCGAUAUUGAUCGGUGGCCGAUCGAUCGGAGCAUCCCUAGCCUAAAAUGAGUAAGCAUUUGAAGUAUCUUGUUAAAACCAUCAUGAUUGGACAGAGCCAUGAGUUACGAGGGAGAUGGAAAGAUUGGAACUUCCAACUGGAGUUUUAGUGGCGUUGGAUAAAACUGCAAAAUGGACAGCAUGAUGUGAUGAAUUGAUCGAUUGGAAAUUGAUCAAUCCCAAUGUAAAUUGUCAUAAAUACUUAUAAAUAAAUAAAUGUAUAGUUGUUUGUUUUGGAAUUGAUUUCUGUACACAAUGGCACUUAUUUCUUGUAAGUUUAUAGCUUUAAAAGGAGCAUCUGCAAGUCGGUUUCACUCAUUUUUCGUUGAAAUUUUUUGAGGAUGUACGACAUUUCGUAUGGAAUAUUCAUUUUAUAUUUGUUUCAAGUGCUGCUACUCGAGGGUGUGGCUUUCCAGCCGUGUCAGUGACUCGGUAAUAAAUCAUGAACGACACAAUAUCGUUCAUCGUGUUGCGGUUUGUCAACGGGACACAGCUUUGGAAAGACACACCCGUUUGUCACGCGCAUCGUCAUGUUUUUCUUUGCUCAUGCACGUCAAUGUUCAAGUGACCUGUCUUUGGAAAACUUCUUUCAAAUACACUGAAAGCACUUCAAGCUCCACACUAAGCAAAAACAAAAAGAUUUAUCAGAUGACUAUUUUGUUCUUUUUCAGUUUUGUAAGAAGGGGAACACAGAAUGCUCCAGAGUGGUACAGUACAGUACAGUACAGUACGUGCAGUAUAUUUUUACAUGCAUGGAAGGAUGACGGCCGUGCACUUUUUAUGCUCAAUUUACAAAACUUUUCAUUUAACAGGUUUUUUUUGGAUUGAACAUAGAUAUUUUUGGAAUGACAUGGACUCUGACGUCUUUGGAAAUGUCAGCCAGCUGCUGGUUUUCAAUAUUUGAUACUAGAUGUAGCACUGCUGGCUGAAAAUAAACUGUAUUUUGUCCCAAUUGUUAAGUACUUCUUGGCCCGUUGAUGGUCGUUUCCGUGUCAGUUAGGUUGUCCUUCGAUCACUUCUAAGCAUUUGGGGGGGGGGAAUGGACUUGUUGAACUAUGCAAAUGAUCCAAAAGAGACAAUAAUAUGUUUGCUUUGGGAAAACCUUGCAAUAAAGUGAAUGUAAACAAAUGACGUCUUUCUGCAGAUGCUCUGGAACGCCCCGCAGUGUUUUGUAUGCUUUGGAAUGCUUUUCACUUCAUCCACUUGCUAAUGAGGGAAUUCACUGCCAAAUAUCCUCAAACUACUGAGUGAAGUGUUAUGCUGAGAAAAUCACUGGUGGUCACAAUGAUGAUGAUGAUGAUGAUGAUUAUGAUGCUCUUCAUUCUUUGUUCAACCAAGCUGUUUGUAUGAAUAAAGAACAAAACAAAUGUACUCCUUCUUUAUUCUACGGCAGGGGCGUCAAACUUGUUUUCACCGUGGGGCCACAUCGCAGCUAUGGUUACCCCCGGGGGGCCACCUGUAGCUGUGAAACCAUAUUCAUGUGCAUGUGCAGUGGUGUGAAAAAGUGUUUUCCCCCUUCCUGAUUUCUUAUUUUUUUGCAUGUUUGUCACACUUAAAUGUUUCAGAUCAUCAACCAAAUGUAAAUAUUAGUCAAUGACAACACAACUAAACACAAAAUGCAAUUUUUAAAUGAAACCUUUUAUUAUUAAGGGAGAAGAAAAUCCAAUCCUCCAUGGCCCUGUGUGGAAAAGUGAUUGCCCUCCUGUUAAAACAUAACUUACCUGUAAUUAAUUGAAAUCUGUCAGUCUGGAAAAGCUCAUAAAGUCAUUUCUAAAGCUUUGGGACUCCAGCGAACCACAGUGAGAGCCAUUAUCCACAUAUGGCCAAAACAUGGAACAGUGUUGAACCUUCCCAGGAGUGGCUGGACAACCAAAAUGACCCCAAGAGUGCAGUGACGACCCAUCCAACAGGUCACAAAAGACCCCACAACAUCCAAAGAACUGCAGGCCUCACUUAAGGUCAGUGUUCAUGACUCCACCGUAAGAAAGACACUGGGCAAAAAUGGCCUGCAUAGCACAGUUCCAAGACCAAAACCACUGCUGAACAAAAAGAACAUUAAGGCUCGUCUCAGUUUUGCCAGAAAACAUCUUGAUGAUCCCCAAACCUUUGGGAAAAUACUCUGUGGUCUGACGAGCCAAAAGUUGGAAGGUGUGUGUCCCAUUACAUCUGGCCUGAAAGUAACGCCGCAGUUUAGAAGAACAUCAUACCAACAGUAAAAUAUGGUGGUGGUAGUGUGAUGGUCUGGGGCUGUUUUGCUGCUUCUGGAAGACUUGCUGUGAUAAAUGGAACCAUGAAUUCUGCUGUCUACCAAAAAUCCUGAAGGAAAUACCUGGCCUCAAGCUGAAAGCAAUUUGGGUUGUGCAGCAGGACAAUGAUCCAAAACACACCAGCAAGUCCACCUCUGAAUGGCUGAACAACAAAAUGAAGACUUUGGAGUGGCCUAGUCCAAGUCCUGACCUGAAUCCUAUUGAGAUGCUGUGGCAUGACCUUAAAAAGGUGCUUCAUGCUGGAAAACCCUCCAAUGUGGCUGAAUGACAACAAUUCUGCAAAGAUGAGUGGGCCAAAAUUCCUCCACAGCGCUGUAAGAGA